AACGCUCAAGGCCAGACCCAAAUCACCUGCAAAUCAUGAACGUGAGAAGCUUCACUAUGCUGCAAACUCUAAGAAACUCUUGGCGCACAUUUCCACGUCGCUUUGCCACAAAAGUAACGGUAGUUGGUGGGGAUGAGAUUGGUAGUGGCACCGGCAUCGGCCAAAUCACUGGACGUGUGCGUAGUAAAGACGGCGGUCCACACAAGGUAAACACGCCGUCCAAAGAAGUUGUUACGCACCUGCCGCCCCUAACCGAACCGCUGCCAAACUUGCCGGAGGCCGUCUAUGCCAAGCCCUUAGUAGAGAGCGCCACCACAAAGGUGACGACACUGGUGAAUGGCUUACGCAUCGCCUCGGAGCCACGCUACGGACAAUUCUGCACCGUUGGUCUCGUUCUGGAUUCCGGGCCACGAUACGAAGUCGCCUAUCCCAGUGGUGUUUCCCAUUUUCUUGAGAAACUUGCGUUCAAUUCGACAGUUAACUUCCCCAAUAAGGAUGCAAUUCUUAAGGAGUUGGAAAAAAACGGCGGCAUCUGUGAUUGCCAAAGCUCAAGGGACACGCUUAUCUAUGCAGCGAGCAUUGAUAGUCGGGCAAUUGAAUCCGUUACCCGAUUACUGGCUGACGUAACCUUGAGGCCCACGCUGAGCGAACAGGAAGUGAAUUUGGCACGACGGGCUGUAAGCUUUGAGUUGGAAACGCUUGGCAUGCGACCCGAACAGGAGCCAAUACUCAUGGACAUGAUACAUGCGGCUGCUUAUAAGGAAAACACGCUAGGUUUGCCAAAACUGUGCCCGCCAUCGAAUCUGGAUAGCAUUGAUCGCAACGUCUUAAUGAACUAUUUAAGAUAUCAUCAUACGCCGGAUCGUAUGGUCAUCGCCGGUGUUGGUGUGGAUCACGAUGAGCUGGUUGACCAUGUUACCAAAUAUUUUGUCGACACCGAGGCCAUUUGGAUGAACGAAAAUCUGACAAGCACAGGGCCCAAUCAAGUGGACACAUCACAAGCUCAGUAUACGGGCGGCUUAGUUAAAGAACAUUGUGAAAUUCCGAUAUAUGCGGCGGCUGGACUACCGGAGCUGGCGCACGUUGUGCUCGGCUUUGAGGGUUGCUCUCACCAAGACUCAGAUUUUGUGCCAUUGUGUGUGCUUAACAUAAUGAUGGGAGGCGGCGGCUCCUUUUCUGCUGGAGGACCAGGCAAGGGCAUGUACUCUCGCCUCUAUACCAAAGUCUUGAAUCGCUACCAUUGGAUGUACAGCGCAACAGCGUACAAUCAUGCCUAUGUGGAUACGGGUCUCUUCUGCAUACACGGCAGUGCACCGCCACAGCAUAUGCGAGAUAUGGUAGAGGUUCUCACACGAGAACUGAUGAACAUGACCGCCGAGCCGAGCAACGAAGAGCUGAUGCGCUCCAAAAUACAAUUGCAAUCGAUGCUACUGAUGAACCUCGAGUCCCGACCGGUUGUGUUCGAAGAUGUAGGACGUCAAGUUCUAGUUACGGGGUAUCGCAAGCGACCCGAACACUUCAUCAAUGAGAUUGAAAAAGUAACAGCCGCUGAUAUACAACGCGUUGCUCAAAGACUUCUUAACUCUGUCCCUUCGGUGGCAGCUCGUGGUGACAUUCAGAAUCUGCCAGAGUUGAAGGACAUUACGAACGCCUUGAAUAGCAGCGGACGAUCGCUUGGACGCCGUCUGUCGCUCUUUAAGUAAACUUUAAGCUUCCCUGACUAAAUACGUUGUUGAAUUUGCAUUGCAUUUUGUACCGAUAGGCAUUCUUGAAAUCAAUUUGAUUGUUUAAAUUUACAAUUCUUGCUAUACGACAAAUUUA
Molecule: messenger RNA, 1821 nt
Organism: Drosophila mojavensis
Lineage: Eukaryota; Metazoa; Arthropoda; Insecta; Diptera; Drosophilidae
Product: mitochondrial-processing peptidase subunit alpha
Exons: 6
Coding region: 36-1703 (555 amino acids)
Cellular component (GO): mitochondrion
Molecular function (GO): metal ion binding; metalloendopeptidase activity
Source: RefSeq, a predicted model, not a curated record